Messenger RNA from Telopea speciosissima, 519 nucleotides. RefSeq lists its product as uncharacterized. Lineage: Eukaryota; Viridiplantae; Streptophyta; Magnoliopsida; Proteales; Proteaceae. The record is from RefSeq and is a predicted model, not a curated record. The coding region runs from base 153 to 443 and encodes 96 amino acids. The transcript is spliced from 2 exons.
ACUGAUACGAUCUAUUUCUCUUCUCUUUUAUGCAAAUUCGUCUCACCUCCGUUUAACUUUCUCUGAAGACUUCCGCAGAGACUCAAAAAAAAAAACAGUUGCCGGGCAGUGAGUAAGCUAGUUUUGGAGUUGGGGUUGCUCCAAGAUCUACAAUGAGUCUAGCUUGUCUUGUUUGUCAUAGUGCUGAAAGUCCUUCCCAAUCUUUUAGGAGUUACUCUGUUUCAAGUUCAGAUAAUGAGGGACGUUGUUCUAUAAUCAUCAAUUGUUUGAACAAGAAGGCAUCUCUUGGACCAGAGGCACCAAGUAGUGUGAUCACAUCAGCCAAGGUAAGCCCAUACCCAAUUAUGGCCAACAGUCAGGGAGUCACAGGAACCCCAAGGCUGGUGCGGAGCCGUGCUAUCAGGAGGGACUGGAACAUUGAUGAAUUAGCAAUGGAGCUUUAAUUUGCACCUGACAGGGUAAAAGAUUAGAGCGUUGUUGUCUUGGUAGACCUUAGAAUGAAAUAGAAGUUAGGACUGA